AGAUCUGAGCUACUGGAAGCCUGAGGGGAUUUUAGUGUAACACACGUGCGCGCGGCCGGGCAGUCCGCCACGACAGCUGGGUGACAUCGUCCACACCACACACUCACCACACACCAGAAACAGGGAUUUUACUAAGGAAAAGUACAGGAAACAGUCGGAGCAGCAGCUUCUGUUCUUUUAUUUUAUAUUCUGAUUCUUCACUUCCUCCAACCUGCUCCAGCGCCUUUGGACGGACAGACGGACGGACGGACAAACAGCUGCUCUCUGGAUGAUAAAGGUGUUUCUGUGAUCUGUGUUUAUCUAUGAAGACCCGGCCGCCUCCAUACUUUCUGUCGCCCAAACACCGUAAAACACCUCCAGCUUUACCCCGAGCAGCCCGAGGAAAACAUCUGUAACUCAGACUGAGCCUCAGACAGACAGACAGACAGACAGACAUGGGCAACAAUGUGUCCGGCAUCUCCACCUUACAGAGAGGAGCUCAGCAGAACCGAUUCCACAGACUCCCUAACUCACAGAAAGACUCUCUCGGCGGACCUUUCCCCUCCUCCACUCACCGAUGCCACCACAAGCCGAAGCGCUGCUUGCCCCUGCAGCCCUGCAUGGGCCUCCCCGUCAGCCCGCUGCUCUUCCACCCCAGCGCCAAGGGCUCUCAGAUCGUCAUGGAUCUGGCCCAGAGAACCGUCAAGAGGCAGGCCAGCUUCUGCAACGCCAUCACCUUCAGCAACAGACCUAUAGCUCUCUACGAGCAGGUCCGCCUAAAGAUCACCAAGAAGCAGUGCUGCUGGAGUGGAGCUCUGCGUCUGGGCUUCACCUCCAAAGACCCGUCUCGCAUCAACCCGGACAGCCUGCCCAAGUACGCCUGCCCAGACCUGGUCUCCCAGAGCGGCUUCUGGGCCAAGGCCCUGCCGGAGGAGUUCGCCAACGAGGGCAACCUGGUGGCCUUCUGGGUGGACAAGAAGGGCCGUGUCUUCUACCGCAUCAAUGACUCCAGCCCCAUGCUGUUUUUCAGCGGGGUCCGCACUGUCGAGCCUCUGUGGGCUCUAAUCGACGUCUAUGGCCUGACUCGAGGAGUUCAGUUACUGGACAGUGAAAUCGUUCCUCCAGACUGUCUCCGCCCGCGCUCCUUCACCACGGUUCGAGGAGGCUCCUCUCUGCGGCGCGAGGCAGACGCUUCCCGUCUGUCCGUCAGCCUGUGCGACCUGAACCUGCAGCAGGACGAGGCCAGGCUCCGCCUCCCCCCCGCCCCGGCCGCCUGCCCCAUUCCCCAGAAUUCCCUCAACUCGCAGCAGUCCUCCUUCCUCCCCCCGACUCUGGAGAGUGACCUUCGCUUCCACCAGCUCCGCGGCGCCCACAUCAAGACGCUGGACGAGCAGACGGUGGCGCGGUCCGAGCACGCCGGCCAGCGGGAAGAGCGCACCCUGGUGUUCACCGAGCGCCCGCUGCGGUCCGGAGAGACCAUCUUCAUCAAAGUGACCAAGUCCAGCCCCGCCCGUUCCGGCUCCCUCUCCUACGGCGUGACUUCCUGCGACCCCUCGGCACUGCGACCCAGUGACCUACCCUAUAACCCGGAGGCGCUGGUGGACCGUAAAGAGUUCUGGGCGGUGUGCAGAGUGCCCGCUGUGCUGCAGACUGGAGAUAUACUGGGAUUUCUGGUCACACAGGAGGGAGAGGUGACCUUAAGCCAUAAUGGAGUGAGCGCGGGGAUGCAGGUGUGCGUUGACAACUCGCGCCCACUCUGGAUGUUCUUCGGACUGCACGGAGCUGUCACGCAGCUGAGAAUUCUGGGCUCCACCCACCACGGUGAAACCCGUGGCCCCUCGAGCCCCAGCUCACCCUCGUCUUCACCUCACUCGCCUGGAGGAGGCCUUUGCAGUGGCAGCUCGGAGCCCACACUAAACGGAGGCUGCUCCGGAGCUUUCUGCAGCUCAGUCGUAGGAACAAACCCGAGUUCUCCCAUCAACCUCCCCAAAUCCCCCACCUUCCCCUCAUCCUCCAGCUCAUGGCCAGACGAGUGCUCCAUCUGCUACGAGAACGCCGUGGACACGGUCAUCUACGCCUGCGGUCACAUGUGUCUCUGCUACACCUGCGGCCUGCGCCUCAAAAAGAUGGCCAACGCCUGCUGUCCGAUCUGCAGGAGGGCGAUUAAAGACAUUAUAAAGACCUACCGGAGCACAUAGGAGGCGUGUCCUUCUUUUCUAACACAUACGGAGCCCCACAGAGGCCGUGACACAAAGAGACUCUCGUACGUUGAGGAAGGAGGCGUCACACUUCAGGGACUUCCUCUCUCUCUCUCUGAUACAUUCAUGGGCUUUUCUGCUCCCAUGCUGAUGACUUUUGAACCUUGGACAUCAAAGGCUCAGGCAUCCAUCCGCAAAAAGUUCUUUGCUGUGUUUAAUGUGCGAGCCAUGCCUGCGACGGUCACUGGCCGUGUCGCAACUCAGGACAGGAGGCUGAGAUUCUGACUAAAGCUUUCCAUAGACACACACAUACAUAUACACACUCACACGCAAGGAAAAGGAAAGAAAAAUCAUGUAAAUAACCUCCAACAAUUCAGGAAGCUGCAGACAAUGCUCAGGAGACGUCACACUCGCAGCGUCUCCCGUUUUCGUUUCCCCUCUCUAUGAGCCAUACGACAACUCUCUCUGCGAGUCUCGUCCACUUCGUAGGUGCGGAGUUCUCCAGCUGGAAGCAAGACGUGGGUUGUAUUUAACGUAGGCGUCUAACAUAGUUUGGGGAAGUCGAUUUUAUCUUUUCUAGCUUCGGCUUGAAGCUCUCAAAAGGUUUCAGGGUCACAUUUUUUGCCUGUGUACAGAUGAAACUUGGGGAAGAGAUAAAACAAAAAACACACACUUAAGAGUACUAAAUCUUGCUGUUGCUCAAUGCUCUAAAGCCAGUAUUGCCCUGUUGAGUUGAGUUUAAUGAGUGUGAGGACCUUCAAGGACUAAAGCGCGAUGUUCUGUGAAGCAAUGUAUAAUCUAAAAAGGUCUCUCAGUUGUCCCGUGUGGAGUCAGUGUUGUUCUCCUGCUUUUUGCUGCUGCUGCUGUAAUGCUAUAAAUGCUAAUGCUUGUCAUUCAAGCAUUAAGGCUCAGUCUCCCAGACAGGGAUUAUUAAGCCUAGUCUGGACUUGAAGAUUUUCCAUUAAAAGGAAAUCCCUAUUCAAAUGGGAUUAGUUUUACUGUACCUGAGGAGGUGGAGUACCAAUCAACUAAACCAUGGACUGUUUUUUGGGAGGUUUAAAAGCACUUUUCUAAAAGGUUCAGAUAUUUGGACCAAUUACAGGAAAGUAAAGGUACAUAAGACCGUCAUCAACCUUUAAACUGUUCAGAAUGGUGUUUCAGAAUCCAGUCCUCUAUACUAUGCUGGUGAUUCCUGUAUCUUCUGUAGCUGUAGAAUAAGAAGGAAUCCGGGGGACUCCCUCUGAGGGUGGUUCUUGCAGAGGGACAGAAUUUGGCACAACACCUGAAAGGGCAACUCGCUGAACUGACAAGAUUCUACAAAUCAAUCGAUGCCAAUGCCAUCAAAGUAGACAGAGAUAGACGCAGCCCACAUAGGUGAUGGCAACAUGAUGUAGCAAAGUAUGUCAAAUUGCAGUGUAAAAUCAAAUUAACCUAGAAUAAACUAAUGCAAUGUUUAAUAUACAAACACAUUAACCUUUAUUUUAGACUUGUAGGUGUGAUGACACCUUAAAUUUACACUUAUAUACUCCUUAGUCCACCUCCUCAUUUAAAUCCAAUACCUUUUGAAUAUGGCUUCAGACUAGGCUUAAUUUCUGUCUCUUAAAACUUGCUAUAAAGGUUUCAUUAAGAAGAUUCAUAUUUAAUGAACUGGAACAGGGACUGGAACACACGUUCCCACAGAGAGGAAAAACAACAUCUUUCAAAAGUAAUCAGAUUUUAAGCCCAAGUCGAGACAGAGCCGUAAUCAAAGAAAAAAAUUCACCACAAACUCAGUCAGUUUCGCCAUUCCGAGUGUUCAAAACAAGCUUCCUGAAGCGCUCUGCGCAUGCAGUCGCCAUGGCGACCGAAAUCACAGACGAAAGAGCAUAGCCUUGAGGCCUUAAACAAUGAAAGGAUCAUUUGUGGCGAGAGAGAGGCUAUUUGAUUUGCCGUGUUAAUCCAUAUUUCUCUGAGUACCCUCCUUAUUCGCUACAGAACAGCUACUCAAGGCCACUGGGGAACAAAAUAAAGCAGAGGAAAGAAGAGAUCGCUGUGAGAGAUCGGAAGAAGGAGGGAAAAAUCAUUUGUUUGACUUAAUGCUGGUUCAUAUUUUCCUGCUGAUCUUGAAAGAAAUGCAAAAAAGUGAAAUACUGAAUUAGUUAAGAAAGUAAGAAAUGAAAGUGAAGACGACAUAUCUGAAUACUCCAGCAAAUAACAGAUCAGGGGGCUAUGUCCGAAACAUGGCCACCAUUGCGAAAGCUAUCAGAUUUCCUUUCUGAAAUAAAAGGGUGUUCUUUGACUUUUGACUCACCCUGUACAUGAAUUAUAACACUGACUCACUUUAUCCUGUCUUUCAAUGAAAAGUCAUUUGCCUUAAAAAAAACACUAAAUCAGAGACACUAAGACAGAAUUGGAGUGGUUUUAGCCAUAGACUGAACAGUCUGAGAUGAUAUCUGACUGAUAAUGUCAUAAUAAUGCCGCCUCUGUCGCCAAUCUUUCUACAUAAAAAAAAAAAAACGUUUUAUAUUCAAUUAUUUUCAAGGUGCGUUUAGCAUUCGUCAAAAUCAAAAUUGUCAAAAGAGUGUAUGAAGUCCAUUACAACAUUAAACCAGUCACAUUUACACUAAUUUACACUCAUUCUUCCACCACUAGUUGCAAAAUUAACAUCAACUACUGUGAAAUAGGCUUUGGGCAGUUUUAUAUAAAGUAAGGACCUUUAAUGUAAUGAUAUAAUUUUACAGUGCACCCAAAUUCUCCUUGAAUAUUCCAUCUUGGAAAGUCAGGGUUAAAGUGCAGGAUUAGCUAUGACAUGCUAUUACACCUGGAAAACUUUUCAGUUUUUAAUUCUAAAGCAGAAACUAUAACCAUUUGGUUUAGUAUGUUUUGUGGAGUCCCACAGGGUUCUAUUUUGAGAGAAAUGUAAUUUUGAUGGUGUUGGUGACCAGCAUUAUAAUCAAUUCUUGUAUGUUCCAAAGCCUAGGCUGCAGUUGAGGUAGGACAGGUCCUCCGGCAAUCAACUCCUAUUCAUUAGAUAUUUGGUCAACUUGAUUAAAAAAUGACCUACCACCAAUUAAAAUGUAUGCUAGCUUGGUAAGCAUUAUUGAAUACUGGAUACUGAACACAUUAUUUUCAACACAUACAUUUUCAGUAAUUAUGCAAUUUUUUUCACUAUUGCAUGAAUUCUAUAGCUUAAAAAUGCUUUUUGUUUUUAAGAUUUGAGCUGACAAACCAAAAGAGUUGAGUCAUUGUUCAGUAUAAUUUAUUCUGCCAAAUCUUGAAAAUCAUAUUUUGCCCUUUACAGCUGAAGAGUUUGUUGUUGAAUAUUUGCUGCACCCUUACUGAUCUUUCCCAUUGCGUUGUUUGAGCACAGUGAACUGUUAGUAACUGAGUGACUGAAAGGAUACAUCAGCUGUGCCCUCAAAAUUGCUCGGAACGUAGGCGGCAUUUCUAGGCUGCAUACAAAAGAUUCUUUACUCACAGCGGCCGUAAAAUGCAGCUCGGAUGUGCUGCACCUUGGUUGCAGCCUAAGCUUUGGAACACAGAUAUUAUGUAGGUUCUUUCUCUGCUACGAUUUUAGUAGAAGACAACAAACAUACUUAUUACUUACUUACUGACAUCAUGACAUGAUAAUGUAUUUGGAAAAUCUGAUGAUUUUUCAGGUGUAAAGCACCUCAAGCACCUGGCUUAUGGUGCUCCGCAUCAGUGACACUAGUUUAGGAUCAUGAUCCCAGCUCUAGUUAUCACGUUAAACUGGGAAAGACUCUGCAGAACUCUUUGUUCUGUUCUUUGGCUACAUUUCAUGGACAAGUGAUCAUUAAGUAGCUGAGGUUAGCUCUGGCUAGCUUUGUAACAGCAUGAUAUGAUGAUACUCAUGGACCUGGCGUGUAACUCACUCCCUCUCGCGUGGUGCUUUGCAUCAGUGACACUGCGUGUCCUAGUUUAAAAUCAUCCUAUUAAACUAAGGAAGAUUCUGCAGUACUUUGGCUACAUUUCAUGGACAGUGUCAGUGAUUAGCUUGUCGUGGUUAGCGUGUUAGCUUAAUGUGAAUCAUUUGUGACAACUGGGGCUCAAAUCUAUGCUGCUAAAGCAUUAGCCAACUCUUUUUUUUUUUUUUUUUCAGGCAAUGCUUAAAAAACAUGUGCGUUAUACAUCCUCACCCUCAUACACUUUAUCGCUGCGGUCACUAUAAAAUAUAAACAGCGGUUUGGGAAGUUUAGGAAGUUUAGGUUUUUUUGUACAUAUAUUUGAACGCUGGAUGUCCUUCUUAUUGUUCUAGGCAGUAAAAAUUCAGCUCCGGUUCUCGUGAGAUUUAAGUGGAGGCGCUGGAAAGCCGGAAUCAGUGGUUCUUCUCCUCUGCUGAUAAAGAUACAACACUAUUUCUAUGCCGUGCGCCGCCGUCGCUUGAAGUGAUGAUUCACUCUUGAAUGUUAAUUUAUGUUAAUUGGUGAUAACCGGAUCUUCUAGAAUAGCAGUAUCCAAGGUGUUCCUCUAAUCGCUUGGCUACGGUUGGAUUGAUGAUGAUGAUUGUAUUUGUUUGUUGCGUGCUCCUCUCUGGGUUACACUGCACUGUAUUUCUUGAAAACAGAAGAGGGUGAUGCUAUCUCGUACCUGCGAGGCUGUGCUGUGCAGUAAAUCUAAACCAUAGUAAACCAUCACAAAACCCGUCGCUUCCAGCUACAAGAUAAGCGCAGUCCUGCGCUAACGUACCGUCCCUUUAGUUUCAGCCUGCUUUUGUAAUUUCCUCUCUGCUGCCCUGCCCUGUUUUAUACCUCCUCCCAGAGCCUGUGGGUGAUUUAUUUAUUCAAACAAUCUGAUUAGUUUAGAUAUCAGAUCAGCGUGCUCCAUCAUUUCUAAAAGCAGAAAGCUUCAAGCAAUAGAUGUGAUUUCAGAAUCAGAGUGUGGAAGUAAAGAUAUAAACUGGUUUAGCCCAAAAUAAAACUAGCGAUACGAGUUAUAACUCAAAUUUCAAUUUCAGAAAUCAACUGCGAAACUUUUACUAGUCAUUUUGAAAUUUGAAUCUGAGCUCUAUAAAAUCUAUUUUUAAAAUUCUAUACUAUAAAUAUAUAACUAUAAAUAGUCUGUUCUGACUAGUCAUACCCUUGUUUCAGUUUCAUUUUGAUUACAAUCUAAUCAACUUUUUUUAAUCUAAUUUUCUCUUAUCUAUAAAAAAAGUUAAAGAUUAAAAUAAAGAUACUUUUUUUUUACUAGGAUAAAUUUCAUUUUUUACAAGUAAAUCCAUAAAUGAAUUCUCACUAAUGCAGAUGCUAAAUUAUCUCUGAUAUAUCUAAUAUAUUACAAAAUAUAUAAAAGUUUAAAAGGUUCUGACUCAUCAAAAUCAGUGUCAAUAUUUUUCAUAAAAAAUAUUGUAAAUAAACUACAGAGCCUACUUCUUUCUAUUUUAAAUUCAGGUUUGAAGUAAAGUCGAUUGUUCAAGAGAAAAAUAUUGGACUUUUAAAUUUUCACACUUUUAUUUCUAGUAAAAAUUCUAUGUCACUUUUAAUUCAGAAUAUUAUAAUUAGAACUUAUAAUGAAACGAUUUUAAUGUUGAUUUCUACAUUGAAAUAAAGAAAAUAUAAUUUCUACUAGUACUUUUCUACUAUUUCUAAAUUGUUUUAAUUUUAAUAGAAACAUUAAAACACUAGAAUGUCU
This is a messenger RNA of Astyanax mexicanus (Mexican tetra), 7805 nucleotides long. It is a transcript of the gene neurl1aa, whose product is annotated as neuralized E3 ubiquitin protein ligase 1Aa. Gene Ontology annotation, molecular function: ubiquitin protein ligase activity. Gene Ontology annotation, cellular component: plasma membrane; postsynaptic density. Bases 435 to 2177 code for a protein of 580 amino acids. The record is from RefSeq and is a predicted model, not a curated record. Gene Ontology annotation, biological process: negative regulation of Notch signaling pathway; nervous system development. The transcript has 6 exons. Lineage: Eukaryota; Metazoa; Chordata; Actinopteri; Characiformes; Acestrorhamphidae.